CUGCAGUGGGGACCGGGGCUCAGGGCCGCGGCGGCUGCGGCGGGACGACGAUGGCAGCGCCCGCCGGGGCCGGAGCACUGAUUGCAUCCCCAGACCGCCGGCGCUGUCUGUGGUCGGUGCUGGCGGCGGCGCUCGGGCUCUUGACAUAUGGUGUAUCGGCCUUGGAGGUGUAUACACCAAAAGAAAUCUUCGUGCCAAAUGGGACACAAGGGAAGCUGCCGUGCAAGUUCAAGUCUACUAACUCGACUGGCACGCUGACCUCAGUCUCCUGGAGUUUCCAGCCAGAGGGGAGCGACACCACAGUGUCGUUUUUCCACUACUCCCAAGGGCAAGUGUAUGCUGGGAAUUAUCCACCAUUUAAGGACAGAAUCAGCUGGGCUGGAGACCUUGACAAGAAAGAUGCAUCAAUCAACAUAGAAAAUAUGCAGUUUAUACACAAUGGCACCUACAUCUGUGAUGUCAAAAACCCUCCUGACAUUGUUGUCCAGCCAGGACACAUUAGGCUUUAUGUUGUAGAGAAAGAGAUUUUGCCUGCAUUUCCAGUUUGGGUAGUGGUGGGUAUAGUUACUGCUGUGGUCCUAGGUCUCACUCUGCUUAUCACCGUGAUUCUGGCUGUCCUCUAUAGAAGGAGAAACUCUAAACAGGAUUACACUGGCUGCAAUACAUCAGAGAAUGUGUCACCAGUUAAGCAGGUUUCACAGAAGUCUCCCUCCGACCCAGAGGGUCUCGUAAAGAGCCUGCCUUCUGGAUCUCACCAGGGCCCAGUCAUAUACGCGCAGCUAGACCACUCUGGCGGACACCACAGCGACAGGAUUAACAAGUCAGAGUCUGUGGUGUACGCAGACAUUCGGAAAAAUUGAGAAGACCACGAUCAUACCCUAAGCAAUAAGCAAAUCCAAACUGGACUCUUGUGCAGAAAAUGUGGCCCAUAAGUAUGUGUGGCCUUGGAAACCAAAACGUGGAGAAGCACAUGUCUAGUCAUAGAGGGAGAAAAAGAUGUGUAUAAAUGUUCUAUUUAAUCUUCCUGGUGCAAGGAGCCAGUGUUGCAUGAUUAAGAGACGGUAUGAUUCUAUGUGUAUAUAAAUUGUCUUGCUGGUUUUGUACUUCCCAUCAGGAUCAUUUACAGUUGAGAAAAUUCAGACACAUUCCUGUCACCAUCGUUUAGAUGUGGUUUGCCUUAAUGGGGAAAGUAGCAGAUCUUUUAGUAUUCUGAUAGACAUGGCCUUUUAAUAUAAGGGCUUAACCCACCUUUGUGUGUACUGUAGUUGGAGAGUGGAGAUGCUAUGAUGGAAGCAUGUUCAGGAUGGCCUUUAGCCCAGGGUAUAUCGCCUAUUUGGCAGUUGUUUUUAGAAAGCAUCCAUUUGCUAUGCCACUUGAAGACUAUGUGAUUUUUGUUGCUAUUUUCCUCUCUAAAAUACAGGGCAGUUUUCUGCUUUCAGUGUUGUGUAGACUAUAAAAUUACACCCUGUAGCAUAUCAUCUCAAUUUGUGGAUUCAUCAUAGCAAGAUUAGCAAAGGAUCAAUGCCAGAAGUCAUUUCUUUCCAAGUACUUUUACAUCCAUACCAUAAUCGAUACAUAAUUGAAAUCGAGAACCUGGACUGGCUUGAGGAGUAGUACUAUUUGGAGAGCAAAAGGUAUGGUAUGUUCUUUGCUGAAGUCCUUCGUGCUUGUAACAAGUCCCCAUAUAGCUUAAGGAGCAGAAUUUCUUUUCUUUCUAAGUAGCCAGAAAUGGAAUAAUUAGAUUGCCAGUCUCUGGUAUGGCAGAGCUCUCUCUAGAGAAUCAUUAUAAAGCUUCAGUCAUUUUCCAGCAGCCUGGCUCCUAUAAUAAUAGCUUCAAGGCCUUUGAGGUUAAAGACAGUUAGAUCUGUAAAGAAUUUUCUUCAUUUAAAAUUGAAAAUACUGAUGAUAUAGUCCCAGAACACAUUGGGGUAAGUGGGUGUGACAGGUAAUGUUAGUUUUCAUCUCAUUUAGUUUGAGGUCCCCUAAGAGCUGCUUCCUUUUUUCUUCCUGUCUUGUUCUCUUUGUGAGAGACUUUGAAGGCCAAGUUCUAAGGAAAUAAAGAGUAAUUUAGAUUUGAAGAUGUCUAGGAGGUGGUUACACAGAGAAAAAGUGUACGCGCUACAAACAAACUCUGUCCCAUAUGUGCAGUCUUUUAUUUCCUGAGAGACUGCUGUUAACCCCUGGUGCUCCAGCUCGCAUUCUGUUGACAUAUAUGUCAGCAGGACUGGGUUUUGUCAUCGCGCGUGCCUGCCAUCUCUGAGCCUGGCGUGUCUGGUCUGUGCUGCACGUGGAGGAAGGCCUUUUGGCUCUGCUGCCUGUCCCUCCCUUGUGCCCACAGGCCCCAUGCGGAAGGGGAAUGAAGAACACUCGCCCUGAGCAGUCCUGCAAAGUCACCAGCUUUGCCUUGUACCCUGGGCUUCUCUGACUCCAUGGUGAAAACUCCAGAACCUUUAGGAGGCCUUUUUGUGUAGGGGGAGCGGGGG
This is a messenger RNA of Budorcas taxicolor (takin), 2483 nucleotides long. It is a transcript of the gene MPZL1, whose product is annotated as myelin protein zero like 1. Gene Ontology annotation, cellular component: cell surface; membrane; focal adhesion. The coding region runs from base 51 to 860 and encodes 269 amino acids. NCBI's taxonomy places the organism in Eukaryota, Metazoa, Chordata, Mammalia, Artiodactyla, Bovidae. The transcript has 6 exons. The record is from RefSeq and is a predicted model, not a curated record.